CUUCGAACUCGUGAGAGGGAUUCUCCUGUCGGUUGCCUCAGUGGGGGAGAGAGUGUACCUGCGAUGGUGGACACGCAGGGAUUCCAUUCAAACCCGGCCCUGCAAGUAACAGACAUGGCGUAUAGGAAAGUACGCGCUGGCCACAGUUCUCUCCGAGUGCGAGAUCUGGAGAACGAGGAGCUUCACACGGCUUCCCUGGAACUGGAAUGGGACAUGGAGAAGGAGCUGGAGGAACCGGGUCUGGACCGUUUCCAGCUGGAGUGUGUGGAGCAUCAACCUGUGAGCAGCUCAUCCGGCGGAGGCAUGGACCCAGACCUGGAACCAAUUCAACCCUCCGUCUCCCCCCACGGACGUUUCGAGCGUCUCCAGGAGGACCCUAAUUACGUUUCUCGUUUCAGCCGGUCGGUACCCAAGGGCCAGAGACGGAAUGGGACCUGCUUCGCCAAGUACUUGUUAGCGGGAGUGGGAGUGUUUGCUCUGGGACUGCUCACUGGACGAUACGCCUUCAGCAAGGAGCAAGUAAAGGUAGAGCCAAGUGCAGACACAGAUGUGCUGGAGAAGAUUGUUCAGGGAAUCACAGCAGAGAAGAUACAAGCACUGCAGAGGGACUUUGACAGCUUGUCCGAUCUCACAGAGUAGUCCAAGGUCAGGUACAUCGCUCAGAGGUGGGAGGAGUUCGGAUUAAAAGACGUCCAGGUGACCAAUCACACGGCUCUCUUGAGCUAUCCUGGCCCCGCCCUCAGCACCAUCACCGAUAUAAGUGGAAACCAGUGUUACCUGCCCAGCGGAGCGAAGUGCGACCAGCCGUUCGAAUCCACGACUGAACCAUUUGCCUUUGCGGCUUAUUCGGCUGUGGGAAACCUAGUGGCAGAGGUGGUGGACAUUCAGUAUGGGAGUCCAGAGGAUUUGACACGAGUCCAAGCCAGUGCAAAUGUGACCAAUAAAAUAGCACUGUUGAAACUUGGACAAGCACCUUUAUUGUACAAGCUCUCGCUCCUGGCAGAGAUGGGCUUUGGCGGCUGUCUUCUCUAUGUGGAUCCGUGCGAUGCCCCGUUUGGAAACAAGACGUUCGGGGUGACCCUGAACCCAGGUGGGAACCCAUUUUUUCAAGACGACGCCAAUACUAUCGAAAGAGAUGGUCGACACGACCUGACAUCAUUGCUGGUUCAGCCCAUAUCUGCCUCCUUAGCGAAAGUGCUGCUCUCUGCCCCCGCCACGGGGCAAGGAAGACCCUGCGUCCCCAUGGCCAUGCCCUCAGCCUCAGCAAGAAAAAUCAUAAAUCUAACCAUCGAAAACCAGGCAUCCUUCAAGAGUGUGCACAACGUUAUUGGAUAUCUCAAAGGCAAGACCAAUCCAGAUCGAUAUGUACUGGUUGGCAGUCGUCAUGGCAGCUGGUACGAGGGUGCGUUGGCGGACUGGGGGAAAGGCUCUGCAGUCAUGACUCAGAUCAUCGCUUCCAUGACGGCUCAAACCCGUGCGGGCUGGCAGCCCGACCGCACCAUCGUCUUCUGCUCCUGGGGGGGAACCUCAUUGGGCAACAUCGGCUCUUUUGAGUGGGGGAAGGAGAAUGCAGUGGUUCUUCAGAGCAGGGCAGUGGCUUAUGUCAGCCUGCACAGUCCCGUCAGAGCCCCUGGAUCCCUGCAGGCCAUAGCGUCACCUUCCCUUCAGCAACUGGCGGCUGAAACCCAAAAGAGGCAUUCGAUGGGCUGCAGCAGAGGUAGUUGUCCUGGUCCCAAUGUCAGCUCUCUGCAGACACCUGGAGAUUUGAGCUUUUUCUCCAGUCAGCUUGCCGUACCCACAGUGGAGUUCACAUACUCAGAGUUCCCUAAAACAGAGAGAGCGUUUUUUCUCUCUGAGGCCUUUUUCCCUCCUGAGUCUUCAUUAAGAGAGACCUUGGAUCCAGCCUUCAAACUCCAUGAGACUAUUGCCAAGAUCACAGUCGAGGCCAUCCUGCGGCUCGCUACGGAUCCCGUGCUUCCGUUUUACCCCUUGGAUAUCGCUCUCGAUGUUCAGAACAAACUCAAAGAUGACCCACUUAGCCGGCCGGACCUGCUGAACGUGGCUGCAUCUUUGAGAGACAACUCGGCUUUCUUUCAAUCUGAGGUCAUGCGUCCUGCCAAUGACCCCAAAGAGAGAGAUCCCGCCCACAUACGCAUGCUAAAUGAUGUACUACGAGACUUGGAAAAAAGCUUCCUUAUCCCAAACCCUCCUCUUGGCUUUUACAGGAACAUUCUCUAUUGCCUGAGCAGACAAACUCCAAGCUUCUCUAUCCUGAAGGACGCCCUGGAGGUCCCCUGGCACAACAGCGUCAACCGAUCCCUGACUCUGGUAACCAACGCCAUCAGUUCAGCGGACAAACUAGUAGAAAGCGGACUCGACCUGUUUGAGAAUGAAAACGAUAUCCCGCAAUGACAUCUGGAAAGAGACCGCACCUCACGGCGUCAGAAUAUGACACAAAUCUUCUGGUCGACACCAAGGUCUCAAAGGGAUCUGAAGACCCUUUGACAAAUAGAGGGUAUCAUUAUUAAGUGCACUAUUAACCCGAGGUUCACUUGAGGAAUUUCUUCAGGGCAAUACUAAGUUAUUGUUUUUGUUCCUCUAACGAUGUUCACAAAUGGAUCUAGAAACAUUAAUGAGAAAAGUGUCAGGGAGCUCGCAGGGUCGAGACUUUGUUCUGGGGGAAAACACCAGCAGGUUUAUCAUUUAUAUUUCCAGUCGAUUGGUGGUCAGGACUCAAAACAGGUUCAACUUGAUGUUUGAAACGCGUUUUAAAACGAUUUUAGGAUAUAUUUUAUUUGGUUAACAAUGCUAAGACUAGUCCACCAAGUCCACUAAGACUAGCGACGACCUUUGAAAAAGGAGAAAUGCCGCGACUCAAAAUCAUAAUGAAGUCAGACUUCAUAAUGCAAAACAUACUAACACUGAUAGUGUCUGAAUUAAAAAACGAAAGCUGAAAGAACAAGUAGCGUGUGCUACUGUGACAGUCUCUCAGGGGUGUUUGCUUCACAAUCUGUAGAAAAAUAGGAACGGAACGAAAUAUUUGUUGCAAAAGUGUUUGUGCUUUGUGAACCAAUUAAAGUUGAACUAAGAGAGCUUGAGUCAACAAAACAAGAAUUCAGGGCAAUGCUUGUUCUUAUACUAGAAAAAACAUUUAGGCAAUACAGUAGUGAUACGGUUUGUAAAGUACUAAUAGUUUUGUACAUGAAAGUAGUCAUAGAUCAGGGUUAGUGUUUUAGUUUAUAGUUCAUAAAUUCAAGGUGAACAGAGGCAAGUCUUUAGGAGGGCUGAAUUGAGUUUGCAGUUUGAUUGGGUGACAUUCCACCAAUGAGAAGCCGGGAUGGCAAAUAUAUAAGCUACACAAACAGUGCAGGUGAAUGAUGUCAAUAUGGAUAGUGUCACAGUAAUGUCACGUUAACGUCUUUUAUAUUCCGGCGGCCAGUGUAUUUGUUCCAGCAUUUGCACUAAAGUCGUUUUUUCCUCCGGUAACUAUUUUGGGGGAAUCAAGGUUUUUGAGAGCGACUAAUACCUUCCCGUUUACUUUAGAUGCUUGACUUUUACAGUAGUAGUUCACCCGAAAAUGAAAAUGUGCUGAAAAAUCUACUCACCCUCAGGCCAUCCAAGAUGUAGAUGAGUUUCUUUAUCGGGAAUACGUCUGGGGAAAUGUUGCAUUGCAUCGCUUGUUCGCCGGCGGAUCGGCGAAUGGGUGCCGUCAGAACGAGAGUCCGAACAGCUGAUCAAAAGAUCACGAUAAUCCACAAGUGAUCCGCAUGACUCCAGUCAAUCAUUUAACAUCUGGUGAAGUGAAAAGCUGCGUUUUUGUAAGAAAUAAAGAUGAGAGUGUAUCACGGGUGAAAACAACUCUUAUAUUUUAGCCAAAAGCAAUGAUCUGGGAAUAAAAAUGUGCUAAAACAAUGUCUAUAUCAAACACGCAGAGAUUAACUGAUGUACAGUAGCUGUGUGGAUUAUUGGGAUGUUUUCUUCAGCUGGUUUGCACCCAUUCACCGCAGAACAUCCACUGGCCAGCAUUUUCUACAAACGAUCCGAUGAUAAAACAACCUCCUCGACAUCCCGAGGGUGAGUACGUUUUCAGAACAUUUUCUUUUUUUUUUUUUUUGCGAACGGUUCCUAUAAGUAUGAAAAACAUCUCCAUUAGAAACACGAGAUUCAGGGAAUCUAGUUUGACCCAGCUUUAAUUUAUUGACGUGCCUUCCAAUGAGUCACACACGCUUUUAGAGCAGCGAUUUGCACUCAGAUCUUUCGAUACCAAACGUUUACCAAAAUAUCUUGUUCUGUGCUUGUUUUUAUUUAUAAUGUUUCAUUUGUCAAGUAAUCAUUUGAAAGGACUGUAAAGUUGACUAAAUUAUUUUUGCUGUUUUCUUAUCGUUUCUUAUCCGUUUAGUAACCCCCUGAAACACAUCUUUUUUAGAGAGCAGCCAUUUAAAACUGUGCGUCAUUUUUUCCAGAGUCAGCGUUUCCUUGAUAAUUAUGAUAAACCUAUGAAACAGACACUGCGUUUGCACACAGAGAAAUGCUGUGGACCCGUCUACUGCUGGUUUGCUACGCUAAACAAGCCAGAAGAGUCCAGCUCAUUUGCAUUGCACUAAAACGAACUGUUAAGCUGUCUACCUGACUGUGUGUUUGUACGUGUGCUAUUCUAUUUAUUUAUUUCAUUUUCUAGAGAUUUAUGUAAAUACGUUUAAUUUAAUCUGGCUUUUUAUUUACGUUUUUUUUUUUUUUUUUUUUUUUUUGACCCAAGAGAAUUUUCACGUUCGGUAAUGUUGUGCAUUGCGGUCAUUUGUAUUGUUUAACAUUUGUAUGAAUUUUAUAUUACGUGAAAUCGCCGCAGCUGCAAGAUGCAUGAAGUGUUUUUUUAUUUAGAUUAGGAUAAAGAAGUUAGACACGAGUUUAGAUUUAGAAUGGUAGGCUAUUCAUUCCCGUGGUUAGAAUAAAUGGUGGGGCAGUGAAAUUGCACACGUUAUUGUUUCUCAGUGUAACAACAGAAAACUGACUGCAUUCGAGCAAACGCGUACAAGAUGCAAAGCUGUUACUGGGAUGGUGCCCUCAAUUACAAAAGCUGACUUUAUUUACCCCUGAAUGGUGCAUAUAAGUACAUUUUAGUACUUUAAAAGCACAUAUUAGUACCGUCCUAGUGACGAGCUUUCCAUUGAGUAAACCACACAAAGCAUAAGAGGACUAUUUUGCAAAAGCAACUAUCUGACUUAUCUUGUUCAUUUGGGGAUACUCACCAAAUAAAUUAACUGAUAUGUUUAUUUUUAACAAUACCGAUGUUAAGUUUUGUCACUACAGUUAGCAACUGAGACAAGAUGGCGGAGUUGCGCUUGUUAGGGAAUUUAAGCAGGGAACCUUUUCGACCCCUCACAAAAAUCCCAUUAAAAAGACUGGAUUUCAUCCGUGAAACAUUUCACCUUUACUCGAAGGAGCAGUCUAAUAUCAGAGAGUUGCAGCUGCAAAAUAUGUAAACCGAUAAAUGCCCCGAUUGACCAGUCAGAAUCGAGUAUUUCAGAAAGCCAUGUACUGAAUACACAUGUAGAGUAGAUCUGUGAACACUUUUUUUCCAGUAUUUUUCCCCCGUGGCAUCACGUUAUAGUAAGUAUUGUGGUCAAUGCGGUGCAUGUUAAAUCACUCUUGUAUAUGGGAUGUCAAAGCUUGAGAACACCCGGCGUGAAGAGCAACACUCGAGAACAUAAUUCAUACAAAUGUGUGUUUGGUGACACGUGCUAAAUGACAUUUUAGUGCAUUAAAUGUCCUACACUAAAUGACUUUUAUGUUUUGUCCAGAGGUGGAAUCCAGACUUUUUUUAUAGCCAGUGGGGCAUUAAAUAUAAUUGUGUUGUCUUUAGUUGGAUGUCUCGUGGAGCCACAUGGGUCAGAAAACACCUAAUGGACGGACAAUGUGGACACCGUCGCUGUUUAAAUGGGUGGAAGGUUUUAUUUAAUUCACGGUGUGUUGGAGAAAGCGAUAUAAUGUGAUAUUCAAAAUGCACUAAACUGUAAUAAGGGUAAAGAGGAUUUCAGAUGCAUGUUUUUUUUUCCUCUCUUUCUGCUUAAUUUGUAUGCCACUGAACAUAAACUGAUACUAAGGCAAUAAAUACCAGUGCUGGAAUAACA
Molecule: messenger RNA, 6128 nt
Organism: Puntigrus tetrazona (Sumatra barb)
Lineage: Eukaryota; Metazoa; Chordata; Actinopteri; Cypriniformes; Cyprinidae
Product: inactive N-acetylated-alpha-linked acidic dipeptidase-like protein 2
Exons: 14
Source: RefSeq, a predicted model, not a curated record